This is a messenger RNA of Seriola aureovittata, 3123 nucleotides long. It is a transcript of the gene cfap221, whose product is annotated as cilia and flagella associated protein 221. Bases 130 to 2646 code for a protein of 838 amino acids. The record is from RefSeq and is a predicted model, not a curated record. Lineage: Eukaryota; Metazoa; Chordata; Actinopteri; Carangiformes; Carangidae. Gene Ontology annotation, cellular component: cilium. Gene Ontology annotation, biological process: cilium assembly; cilium movement. The transcript has 26 exons.
UUGCCAUCAACACUAAGAGAAGGUAGCUAAACGUUUCUGGUACGAAAUUAAAAUGGAAUAUUUUUGUUUUUAACUAAAAGCAGUCGAUUUUUUUUAAAACAUAAGAGCCAGAGCUGACCUUUUGCCAGGAUGGAGGUGGCCCUCUCUGCCCCACAGAUACUCUCAGAGCCCCUGAGGAAGGGGACUCCUCUGCCUCUGAGCCAGCUGGUGGAGGAGAGCAGGAGCAGAGGCAACAUCCCCAAUCACCUACUGGAAUCAAAAAUCUAUGCCAAACUCAAAAGCAACAGCCUGAUCCAAGCAGAGCCCCCAGAGCUUCACUUCAGUGGGUUUGAGCUUGGAAAGGAUUACCUAAAAAUUCUGAAACUAAUCAACAUCUCAUCUGAGGUUAUGAAUAUUCAUAUUAUUUCCACCCAAACCAAGCACUUCCAAACAACUUACACGAAAAAGUAUCGACUCAUCCCCGGCCUCGCCUACACGCUCAAGGUCCGAUUCUGUCCCGAUGAGUGGCGCUACUUCUAUGACUGCAUUCGAGUUCACUGCAAGGGGGAAGAGAACCUGUUAAUUCCAGUUCAUGCUUACCCUGUCAUCGAUGACCUGCGCAUCCCCCCUCGCAUCGACCUAUCAGCCGUGCCACUUGGACAAAGUGUAACCCAUGCUAUUCCUCUGAGAUGCAGCUGCCCCAUUGACUUUGAGUUCCAGGUGUACGUUAUUCAGCCCCAUGAGGCGUUCUCCAUCCAUCCCCUUUCAGGUGUGAUACCAGCCAAUGGUGAGGUGAAGCUCACGGUGACCUUCAGUCCUUUCCAGUAUGAGACUUCUCAGGUCACCAUCCAGCUGGUCAUCUCACAGUUCAACACCAAACCUUACCUCUGUACCAUCACUGGGAAUUCUGCCCCUAACCCAGCCCUCAGUCAGCUGGAAAGGAAGUCGGGUCAUGGAGAUGCAGCGAUUGCAGAAUAUAAAGGACCUUCACCUGCCACCCUCCAAGUGCCUCCUCGAAGUAAAACCAGAUACAGGUCAACCAAGGAGGCUGACAAAUCAAAGAAGUUGAGGGAUCAGUCCGGACUGAAGCCGCCGGUGGAUGUCUCUACCCCCGCGGGCGUUGCCAAGAUGCUGAUCAAAGACACCAGUAAACUCAGCUCUAAAGCCCUGAAGGAAGCCAUGUCCUGCGGCAGUGUGUUUGGUCUGCAAAACAAGCAGAUGAAGGAGGCACUUUUCAUAAAACAGGUUCAACAAAAUGUGAAGGAGGAGCAAGCCAACCACGUCAGAUGGCAAGUUCACCUGGGUAAAGACCCUGUGUCAGAGCAAACCAGGAGGCAGAUACUGGAGGAGAGAGAGAUCACGCUGCAUGAAUACACGGUUCAAAGGGGAGAUGUAAGGCAAGAGGAAGACUUUGCUGCUGGACCACCUAAACUUUCCUCCAGACGAGUGCUUUGUGAAGCUGGACAGGCCCCAGAGGGAGCCCCAACCUUCCAGUUUUACUCCAGUUUUCAUUGGGAGUUGAGACGAAGAGCCCUCAGACUGUUCCAGCAGGCAGCACGCAAGGUUGUGAUCCGAUGUCGCAUGAACCGAAGACUAGCGAGUUUGAAGAAGCUGGUAGACAGCGUGAGGAACCUGCCCUCGGCACAGAAAGUCGGAGAGAAGAAGCCGUGUGACCUGGAGAUAUCGCCAGACAAAGUCUUUCCAUUUUCUUUUCCCAUUUUCCCUGAUGAACAUGACCCACUGACUCACAGUAAUUUGGUCUCAGUGCCUGUGGAUCCUAUUGAUGUGACUGUGACAACGCAUAUUCCUUUCUUCAAGCUUAAAGUUCCUCAGCACUAUAAGCUUAUGGGCUACGAGCCUGUGUCAACCUGGGAGGCAUUUAACUCUUAUAUCCCCACUACUCUGGCCAGACCACUUCGCACUGGAGCUCCGGACGAGGCUGGAGCCGAGAAGGAACAGCAGCAUGAAAAUGAAGAAGAAGCUGCGGAAGCAAAGGAGGUGGCGGGUCUCAGCUUCACUGCCCCUGAAGCUCUGCUCAGACCUUUCCCUGCAAACCCGCUCAGGAUCUUUAAUCCGGCUCCAGGCCUGCAGGCUUACAAACCGACCCCUAAUUACCUGGAGAGUGAUCUGGAGUUCCACCUCUGCCCUCUGCCCAGGUACACAGUCUCAGAGAGCAACAUGCAUGACACAAGGACUCUGCACACUCAGAAGAAGUUUCUGGAUCGCAAGGAAGUGAUAAAAGGGGUCAUGACAUGGAAGAACUUCGAUUCGAUCGCCUUGAACUCUUUGUCCAACCAACCUGCUCUCACCAGUGGCUGUGCCCUGCGCAGGUCUGUCGACUACAGCACAGAUGUACUUCCACUCACAGCACCUCGUCCUCUCACCACCUUUCCUGAUGAUCUGACACCACUAAUGGACAAACCGUGUGAAGGCUCAGGAGUUCAACUGACUCCAGAUAUGAUCAGAGCAGAGUUCUUGUCUGGGGAACCUCUGGUCUCCAAUAGCAACCUCACCACGGGAAUGACAGCCUGGCACCAGAGGGAGCUUCAGAUGGAGGCGACAUACAGGUCUGAAUUCAACCAGAUGGGAAGAAGAGUGAUGACCAGGCUGAGGCAACUUGGAGUCGACAACGGAACUUCUCAUUCACCAGGAGAGGACUGCGAAUAGAGGACGACCUUGAUCUCAAACCUGGAUGAGGAAGGAUUUGUGGAAAUAAUAAAUGAAAAGGAGUUUCUGUCUUCGGCAGCCGAGCCUCCACCAGCAGCACAAAAUGAGAGUAGGGGAAAUAAAUAAAUAAAUGAAUGAAUAAAAAGAAACUCAAUAAGCAGACGUGAUCAAAGAGGAGGGGAAAGAAGCAGAAAACAGUGUUUGGAAUCACUCACACAGAAGUUGUACUUCAGCGGGUUUAUCAGUCCAAACAAUAAAAGGCACAAAGGAAAGCUGUUCACACUCACACAAGUACAAAUGCGUGCACACACACACACACACACACACACACACACACACACACACACACACACACACACACACACACACACACAGGCAGAGUGUGCAAGCACAGACUGCUCCUUUAUCUCCGACCAAAAACACUGACUAUAAAAUCGUACAACCCAGACACACACACACACAUACACACACGAUACA